AUGGCGAUCGUCGAAUCAUCUCCUCCCAACCCGCCUCAACUUCAAGACACAUCUCCGGAAACUUCCUUCAGAACUAUUGCCGAUCCUAGGAACGCGAGCACAUCCGACCUCUCCAGAUCCGAUUCCGCCUCUUCAAAACAUCAUCCUGACCUGAAUAGUGAGGUUGCUGCACUAAGCGACAAACUCAUCCGUGCCAUCAACCAUCAAACCACUCUCGAUGAUACACUCGCACAAACGAGACAAGAAUUGGAAGCAUCAAAGGCUAGAAUUGCCAUGCUAGAAGCAGAAGCAAAGGAACACGAAGAGAAACUCAUGCGGGGAGACCUGGUGGAAAGAGAGAGCGUCGAUGAACGGAACAAUAAGCUCAGCGCCGAGCUGGCGGAGGAGAAACGGCAAAGGGCUGUUGUCCUACAAGAGAAGCGCGGUAUUGAAUCUGAGUUGGAGAAUCUUACGGCAUCACUAUUUGACGAGGCAAAUAAAAUGGUAGCUUCUGCCAAUCGGGACCGUGACGCGACGGAAAAGAAAAAUCAACAGCUUCGAGAUCAAAUCAAGGACGGAGAGGCGGUUAUUGCAUCCCAGAGUGAACAGUUGGCGGAACUGAAAUCGCUCAUGCAACAAUUUGGCCCAAGCCCUGAUUACCGGAAGGACGUUGACUCUCCCCGGGUAUCACUAGCACCAUCAAGUCCAGGCGUAAUGAGAGAAGAUGGUAAUCUCGCCCGCCUUCUCGAAGCAAUGAACCUCUCUCCAGUCACUCUCGAACACGGCGAACUCGCUCCUAGCCCUUCCACUCAACUCACCCAUCUCGUCAAACCACUUUGCCGAACCGAUAUACCCGCCUAUGAGGAUUUCAAGAACCUCGUCCAAACUUCGCAUUUCCGUUCCCACAAUCCCUCUCAUGCGCCUUCCAGAGCGGGAUCUGGCUCCUACGGAGGCCUGAAUGUUAUGGGUCUUGGCUCGUUAAGCAACAACUCGACGCCGAAUCUUUCUCAAAUAUCUCAGCCGGCCACAUCCAAACUUGCCAAUUCUCCUAACCUUCCUGGCUCCUUCAGUCCCAACCCGGAUACCAAAGGACCGGUUCCUCUCAAAGAAACUCGCUUUUACAAGCGGAUCCUGGUAGAGGAUAUUGAGCCCACCCUCCGACUCGACCUCUCUCCGACACUCUCGUGGCUGAAUCGGCGGAGUAUCCUCUCUGCUCUGGGCGAUUCGACGUUGAUCGUUGAGCCCAUUCCAGAAGCCUCGCUGAGAUUGUAUGGAAAAUACACCCCAUGCGCUCUAUGCGGGGAGAAUCGGAAACAAGGUGAAAACCCACGAACACACCACAUGCGUGUACGUGAAGGCGAAGGUGCCACCAAAUGGUCGAUCUGCACUUUGUGUCUGGAAAAGGUACGGGGAGUAGGAGACCUUGUGGCAUAUGUAAGGAUGGUCCGCGAGGGGGUGGUGAAGGUUGGGGAUAAGAAGGAUGAAGAAGACACUUGGGAAGAAUUGGUGCGCCUGAGGGAGCGCCUUUUCUGGGCUAGAAUGGCUGGCGGCGUGGUGCCGGCGUUCAUCCCAACUCCCAAGGAGACGCCAGUGGAUGAUGAGAAGAUGAACACUGUUCUGGGUGCAGGAGGUGAAGAUGGCCAUGGAAAGGAGAACAGGACACCCAACCUUGACGCCAGUCCCCCUCCGCAAAAUCCCACGACAGCGGCGGAGAAUUCUCAGCAGUCGACGCCGGCGGAUGAAGAUCUAGAAUCCGAAACAGCGUCCGAAAAGGCUGCGCGGCUCCAACUCCAGCAGGGAUUGGAUGAAAGCCUAACCACCUUUGACAACAUCAAGGAGAGACGGAGGAGCCUCAAUCAUCGGGAUUCUACCACACCACCGACUACGCCCUCUCCGCAGCGGACCCCCAAGCGGGGAUCCGGAGGUGGAGUCGGGAUUGGCUUUCCCAAGAUUAAUAUCCCCAGGCUCCCGCCGGGGUUCUGGGAGAGUCAGGUGAAUACGCUGCGAUAA
This is a messenger RNA of Rhinocladiella mackenziei CBS 650.93, 1989 nucleotides long. RefSeq lists its product as uncharacterized. The record is from RefSeq and is a predicted model, not a curated record. Gene Ontology annotation, cellular component: cell tip; Golgi to plasma membrane transport vesicle. The transcript has a single exon. Gene Ontology annotation, molecular function: guanyl-nucleotide exchange factor activity. The coding region runs from base 1 to 1989 and encodes 662 amino acids. Gene Ontology annotation, biological process: exocytosis. NCBI's taxonomy places the organism in Eukaryota, Fungi, Ascomycota, Eurotiomycetes, Chaetothyriales, Herpotrichiellaceae.